This is a messenger RNA of Aphanomyces astaci, 309 nucleotides long. RefSeq lists its product as hypothetical. The coding region runs from base 1 to 309 and encodes 102 amino acids. The transcript has a single exon. Lineage: Eukaryota; Oomycota; Saprolegniomycetes; Saprolegniales; Verrucalvaceae. The record is from RefSeq and is a predicted model, not a curated record.
AUGUCAGGCCUACAAAUCCAACUCCAAAAGUCCUUUGGGAUCUGUCUGAACUCCAGCCACACACCGGACUCGGUCCAGAGCAUCCCUUUCAUCACUGGCUCGAUCCGCCGUCGAUACCUGGGCAUCCAAGUCGGCUUGGGAUCCCUCACAGACGCCAACUGGGACGCUUGCUACCGCUCCACGGUCACCCGCCUCCAGACGGCAAGUAGCAAGACCCACCACCAGCCGGCCCGAGCCCUCGUCCUCAAAACCAUCGUCCAGUCGAAAUUCGCCUUUCUGGCAUCACACAUUCCCCCCUCCCCAUCUUAG